UCAGAGCGGGGUAGCAGCUGCUGCUGGCGAACGACGGUAUCGACGGGGGAGGCGGUUUCAGUACCUUCAUCCGAGCGAGGAGAAGGGUCGGCCAGCGGGGCUUCUUCCCUUUUCCCCGCAGAAGGAGCCAAGGCUGCCUCCGUUCCCCGAGGCCUGCGCCGCCUCCCCCUCGGCUCUGAAAGCCGGGAGCAGGUUGCCUCCGGAGGAGAGACCCAGAAACUGUGGAAUGCUGUGAAGACCCCAGAGACCCCACAAUCAUAGUCAGAAUACGUUUGGGACUAUUUUCUGCGGAAGGCUAUACUUCACCUGUCAAAGAGUUUCCACGUCUUCCACAAUGAAUCCCGUUUAUAGCCCCGUUCAACCUGGGGCUCCCUAUGGAAACCCUAAGAAUAUGGCCUACACAAGUUAUCCUGCAGGAUAUCCUACAGCUGCUCCUACCUACAACCCAAAUAUGUAUCCAACCACCAGCCCCGGCUAUGCCCCAGCUACGCUUCUGAUGAAACAGGCCUGGCCUCAGACAUCGUCCUCUUGUGCCACUGAGGGUACCUUUCACCUCCCAGUGGAUACUGGGACCGAGAACAGAACUUACCAAGCUUCAUCCGCAGCAUUCAGAUAUACUGCUGGAACACCCUACAAGGUCCCUCCUACCCAGAGUAACAGCGCACCGCCUCCAUAUUCUCCUUCUCCAAAUCCUUACCAAACUGCUAUGUACCCCAUCCGAAGUGCCUACCCACAGCAGAAUCUGUAUGCCCAGGGAGCAUAUUACACGCAGCCAGUGUAUGCUGCACAGCCUCAUGUCAUCCAUCACACUACUGUGGUCCAGCCAAACAGCAUCCCAUCUGCUAUUUAUCCAGCUCCAGUGGCUGCCCCGAGGACUAACGGUGUGGCAAUGGGGAUGGUAGCUGGGACCACCAUGGCAAUGUCAGCAGCUCCUGCCCCGCCCCCUCCUCCCCCAGUGAAGGUGUGUUUGUUUGGGUACAACACGGGUGCAGCCAUGUACAUGUUUGGAGGCACUCUGUUGACCACUCCUCAGCACACUGCAAUUGGAGCACAUCCCGUCUCGGUGCCAACAUACAGGGCUCAAGGGACCCCUGCCUACAGCUAUGUACCUCCCCACUGGUAAUCUCAUUAGCCAAUCCAUAUCUGGAGUCAAACAUUGUAUGCAACAACUCAAGUCUUACAUCGGUGCUGGAGCAGCGGUCCCAAGGCACCACAAGUCUGUUAACAAGAACAAACAAAGUGCAAGGGUCACUUUAUGCAUUCUUAAGGGUUUUCUUUCCUUUUCUUUUUUUAAAAAAAGAAUUUGUUUUAGUUCAUUUCAUUUUUUAAAAGCCACUUUCCAACCAUUGCACCAACCUAUUGCUUCCUUUGGUAUCUUUCUUCACACCAUCUCCCUGAGAAUGGUUUCAUGCCAGCACCGAUGCUGAGCAAGGCUCAGGCUUCCAGGCUUCUCUAUUUCACACCCUCCUCCUCCUUCUCAUUCACAUUUUGUUCUCCCUCAGUUCAAGGGUUGCAGAUGUCUUCUAAUGCUGUCCAUUUCAUUCCUAGAGUCCAUUUUGGUUUUAUGAGUGAGAAUGAUUGAUGUUCAGGGUUAGAGUGAGAGAGAAGGGGGGGGG
Molecule: messenger RNA, 1616 nt
Organism: Sceloporus undulatus (fence lizard)
Lineage: Eukaryota; Metazoa; Chordata; Lepidosauria; Squamata; Phrynosomatidae
Gene: FAM168A
Product: family with sequence similarity 168 member A
Exons: 10
Coding region: 335-1123 (262 amino acids)
Biological process (GO): positive regulation of base-excision repair
Source: RefSeq, a predicted model, not a curated record